CACAACAAAAUAAUAUUCUUCUCCUUUCUAGCACCCAAAAAAAAAGAGAAAAAAAAAAAAAAUGGCUUCCUUUACCAUAAAAAGUCUAUUAGUACUCACCACCCUUGUUGUGGGUGGGAUGCUAGCAGCAAAUCAUGUUAAUGCUCAAAACUGUGGUUGUGCUCCUGACCUCUGCUGCAGCCAGUACGGUUACUGUGGCAGCACCAGCGAGCACUGCGGUACAGGGUGCCGGGAAGGUCCAUGCACCACGCCGCCUCUUCCACCUAGCACUCACGAUGUUCCCGUCUCCGAUAUCGUCACCGACGACUUCUUCAAUGGCAUAAUUAACCAGGCCGAUGCUAGUUGUGCCGGCAAGAACUUUUACUCUCGAGGGGCUUUUCUUGAGGCUCUGAAUUCCUAUUCCCAAUUCGGUAAAAUCGGUUCCCUUGAUGACUCUAAGCGCGAGAUCGCAGCUUUCUUUGCCCAUGUCACUCACGAGACCGGACAUUUUUGUUACAUCGAAGAGAUAGAUGGACCUUCAAAGGACUACUGCGAUGAGACCAACACGCAGUAUCCAUGCAACCCAAACAAGGGCUACUAUGGCCGUGGACCUAUCCAACUAUCCUGGAACUUCAACUAUGGACCGGCCGGACAAAGCAUUGGAUUCGACGGAUUGAAUGCACCUGAAACUGUGGCCUCCGACCCCGUUAUAUCUUUUAAGACGGCCUUAUGGUAUUGGAUGAACAAUGUUCGUCCGGUGAUAAAUCAAGGGUUUGGUGCCACCAUUCGAGCCAUUAAUGGUGCUCUUGAAUGUGAUGGUAAUAACCCCGCUACCGUUCAGGCUCGCAUUGGAUACUACAGGGAAUAUUGUAGCCAAUUCGGUGUUGAUCCUGGUCAAAAUCUUACUUGCUAGGACCAAUUAUUAAUAUUUUCUUUAAACUUUUUUUCCUUUUUACCUGUUUUAAUUGGUCUCAACUAAUUUUUCUAUGCUUAUGGCUUAUAUACUGAAAUGAAGAGGCUAUAUAUUAUAUCGAAUAAAAACAUGAUUUACCGGUUCCUUUA
This is a messenger RNA of Ziziphus jujuba (common jujube), 1041 nucleotides long. Its product is annotated as endochitinase EP3-like. Lineage: Eukaryota; Viridiplantae; Streptophyta; Magnoliopsida; Rosales; Rhamnaceae. The record is from RefSeq and is a predicted model, not a curated record. Gene Ontology annotation, molecular function: chitin binding; chitinase activity. The coding region runs from base 62 to 892 and encodes 276 amino acids. The transcript has 2 exons. Gene Ontology annotation, biological process: chitin catabolic process; carbohydrate metabolic process; cell wall macromolecule catabolic process.